CCAGGAUGUGGGACGCCUGGGUCCCAGGCCUCGAGUUUGCCCUGCUGUUCACCCUGCUGGCCAGCCUCCAAAGAGUGAGCGCCUGGGAGGUUGGGCCCCAGUUCAAAUGCGGUGUCUUAAGGUGCCCCAGUGGAUUCAGAUGUUGUAGUAAAGGCUGCUGCAUGGAGAACGAGUUCUUUUCCGGCCCCUUGAGGAUCUUCAUCAUCAUCUUCCUGGUCAUCCUGCCCCUUCUAUGCAUCUGUGGCCUGGCUAAGCGCUUCUGUCGCAAGUGCAGAGAGCCAGAGCUGGAUUCCGCCAUGCAUCCCCCAGAUCCUCCCUCCAUUGCUCCCCCAGAGAGGGUCUGGGUCUCCACCAAUGAGCCUCCACCACCCUACAGCGAGGUUAUUCUGAAACCUACCAUGGGCCUACCUCCUAUGGAGCCCCCGCCUCCCUACAGCCUAACACUUGAAGAAGAAGAGGAGGCCAACCUGCAGAGGGGUAUUGACAACCCUGCCUUCUGACCUCCCGUAUUUCUGGUGCCUUCUAGAGCAAGCCAGAGACUUCUGGGACUCCCAGGAUGUCCCCGCCCACCCAUCCUGUCACAACUCUGGUCCUUCAGGAAUUUAACUUACUGCUUUUCUGCCCCUGUUCCCUACCAGCUGCCUCUUGUCUUGAGAGCUGGUAUCUGCUCCUACCUCAAGUCAGAGGCUGCCGUCAGGAACAGGCCAGUAGGCUGGAGGCACUGGCAGUGGAAUGAGCUCUUCUGCCAGCAGAGCGCAUCUUGACUGGACAGCUGCUCUGAUGUAUUACAGAGGCGAGGCGCUUCUGUACCCCUGGGACACUGGACUGCAUGAGCUCUGAGCCACCUCCCCACUCUGUGAACUGAGAAGACCCUGUUGCACACACUCCAAACACAUGCCCUCACUAAAGUGUUGCUGAUGGGCUGAGUUGCCCUCUGGCUGGGAGGAGGUAGCAGCAGGUGAGCUCAGGCACCACUGGGGGGGGGGGGGGGGUGUAAUUGAGCCCAAAUCCCACUUGUGGUAAUGAGCCAUCAGCUGGGAGGACAACUUAUCCCAUCUGUAGCACAUGGUGGGAAUGCUUUGUCCUUCAGCUCCUGGGGCUGGAAAUGGGCUCCAGUGAUACAAGGGUCCUCCUCCCUCCCAGGUCCUCACUCUGCUCUUCCUCAGACACAGAACUCAGUCCACGUGUGACUGUUUCUCUGUGUGGGGGAAACAGAGGGACAGCAGGAAACAGCCUGCUGGGAGAAGGUGGGGCUGGACGUGACACGGGACUGGACAGGGCACCCAGGCAUGUGUGGAGUGGGACCUCCUGUGUUCUUGAUCAGCCUUAGUCUGGAAUCCCCUGGAGAGGACAACUGGUGACAGAUCUGACCCAGCUCCUCGGGCCUGCCUAGAUUCUGGGCACUGCUGCUCAGCCCCACUGGCAGGGGACUAUAACCAGGGAGGCUGGCCUGUACCAUGCAGUGAGGUGACCCUCUUACCAGUGUAUCUGGGUUCAUGCAGGACCACUAGGCACAAUCACCUGAUCCUUGCCUCAGGCAGGUGGCAGAGCUGGGCUGGGGAGAUGGCCCAGCUAUCCUCAAAGAUGCCAGAAUGGAACUUCUAGGGAAACAAGAAACCCAGUGGAAGAGCAGUGAUUGCUGAUGGUACCCGAGGUGGCCGAUGGGGACUGGUUGGGGUGUCAGUGUGGGUGACCAAUGAGAAGAUAGGCUGGUGUUGCCUUCAUUGCUAAGUGGCCUAUCUGGGGAGGUUGAGUGUUGGAGACCUGGAGGAGAAGGCCCAUCCCUGGACUGGAUAUCAUGUGCCACCUUCCUGUCAUCACAAAUGACAGCUUGACGGACAGGAGCUAUCAUCCUGAUGCCCAGUGUGGCAGGGACCGAGUAACAGGAAUGACUACUUGUAUGUCUCUCCUGUCCACUGCUGGUGGGAAGGGAAGAGAUGUGAUGAGGCACUCUGUUCAUGCUGCUGAUGUUUACAAAGCUAUGCACAUACACCUGGCCUGGACAUCCAGGAACACAUCGAUUGGAUGCACGUAACCUGGCAAUCAAAUCUGAGCAGCACCAGACGCUGACAACUCACUCAGGAGGCUGAGAGCUAAGGAUCGAGGUUCAAAGC
Molecule: messenger RNA, 2114 nt
Organism: Dipodomys ordii (Ord's kangaroo rat)
Lineage: Eukaryota; Metazoa; Chordata; Mammalia; Rodentia; Heteromyidae
Gene: Tmem92
Product: transmembrane protein 92
Exons: 5
Coding region: 6-500 (164 amino acids)
Cellular component (GO): nucleoplasm
Source: RefSeq, a predicted model, not a curated record